This is a messenger RNA of Pogoniulus pusillus (Red-fronted tinkerbird), 5315 nucleotides long. RefSeq names its product BTB domain containing 3 (gene BTBD3). Bases 478 to 2043 code for a protein of 521 amino acids. Gene Ontology annotation, cellular component: cytosol. The transcript is spliced from 4 exons. Lineage: Eukaryota; Metazoa; Chordata; Aves; Piciformes; Lybiidae. The record is from RefSeq and is a predicted model, not a curated record. Gene Ontology annotation, molecular function: protein binding. Gene Ontology annotation, biological process: cerebral cortex development; dendrite morphogenesis; neurogenesis.
UCACUGUGCGCCUGGCUCCAGUCGCCAGCGGUGACUUCAGCCAUUGGCUCCGCACGCCGCCUGGCUCCAUCCGCAGGGCUGCAGUUCCUGCUCUGCUCCCGUCCCUGCCACGCACAACUUGGGCUGGCACUGCUGCCCCGCGCCUCUUGCUAGCUCCCGUCGGAACGGCCACGCUGCAGCCGCACGCCUAUCCUCCUCGCAAGGUGCACAGCUUCCAGGCGACUCCUCAUCAGGAAAGCUGGAAAGAAAACUGGCAGGAAUGAUGGGGAUGUAUUUAACGAUUCAAGUACUGGAUCAAACUUAAAGUCAGGGUUUUUUUUGUUUGGUUUUUUUUACUCGGUGCACUUGAAAGGUCACCUUGUCUUGCUGGAAAAGAAGCACAUUCUCAGUUCUGCUGCUCUGUUGAACAGCUUCCACGUGCAUUUCUUAAAUGUUCCUGGCUAGUUAGGCUACCUAGCUUUACAGACAAGUAUACUCAUGGUAGAUGAGAAAGGAAAGAACAUGAAAUGUCUCACCUUCUUCUUGAUGCUUCCAGAGACGGUGAAGAACAGGUCCAAGAAGAACUCUAAGAAGGGAAAUAGCAGCAGCAGUAGCAGCAGCAAAUUGCCUCCAGUUUGCUAUGAAAUCAUUACCUUGAAAACCAAAAAGAAGAAGAAGAUGGCUGCUGAUAUUUUUCCCCGAAAGAAACCAGCCAACAGUAAUACAACUGCUGUCCAGCAGUACCACCAGCAAAAUCUCAAUAACAACAACACAAUUCCAGCACCUAAUUGGCAAGGACUUUAUCCAACCAUCAGAGAGAGAAAUGCAGUGAUGUUCAACAAUGACUUGAUGGCAGAUGUUCACUUUGUGGUUGGGCCACCAGGUGGGACCCAGCGGCUGCCAGGACACAAAUACGUUCUGGCUGUUGGGAGCUCUGUGUUCCAUGCGAUGUUUUAUGGAGAGCUUGCUGAGGACAAAGAUGAAAUCCGUAUACCAGAUGUUGAGCCUGCUGCUUUUCUCGCAAUGCUGAAAUACAUAUAUUGUGAUGAAAUUGAUUUGGCUGCAGAUACUGUACUGGCCACGCUUUAUGCUGCCAAGAAGUAUAUUGUCCCUCAUCUUGCCCGCGCCUGCGUCAACUUUCUAGAGACAAGUCUAAGUGCAAAGAAUGCCUGCGUGCUGCUUUCCCAGAGCUGCUUGUUCGAGGAACCUGACCUGACCCAGCGCUGUUGGGAAGUGAUUGAUGCCCAGGCUGAGCUGGCUUUGAAGUCUGAGGGAUUCUGUGACAUUGAUUUUCAGACACUUGAAAGCAUUCUCCGAAGGGAGACUCUGAAUGCCAAAGAAAUUGUUGUGUUUGAAGCAGCUCUGAACUGGGCUGAAGUGGAGUGUCAGCGACAAGAGCUAACCGCCACUAUCGAGAACAAGCGCAAGGUCCUGGGGAAGGCUCUCUACUUGAUACGCAUCCCUACCAUGGCGCUCGACGACUUCGCAAACGGCGCUGCUCAGUCUGGGAUCCUGACUCUCAACGAAACCAAUGAUAUCUUCCUCUGGUACACGGCUGCCAAAAAACCAGAGCUGCAGUUUGUCAGCAAGCCCCGGAAGGGCCUCGUUCCUCAGCGCUGCCACCGCUUCCAGUCCUGCGCUUACCGCAGCAACCAGUGGCGCUACAGGGGCCGGUGUGACAGCAUCCAGUUUGCUGUUGAUAAGAGAGUGUUUAUUGCUGGCUUUGGACUGUAUGGUUCCAGCUGUGGAUCAGCAGAGUACAGUGCCAAGAUUGAACUUAAACGGCAAGGAGUUAUCUUAUGCCAAAACUUGAGUAAAUACUUCUCAGAUGGUUCCAGUAACACUUUCCCCGUGUGGUUUGAAUACCCAGUGCAGAUUGAGCCUGACACCUUCUACACAGCAAGCGUGAUUCUGGAUGGUAAUGAACUCAGCUAUUUUGGACAGGAGGGAAUGACAGAAGUUCAGUGUGGGAAGGUAACAGUUCAGUUUCAGUGCUCCUCGGACAGUACAAAUGGCACUGGGGUACAGGGAGGACAAAUUCCUGAACUCAUAUUCUACGCUUGAAUGAAAAUAUGUGGAGACAAAGCAUUUUGCUGUGAAGAACCUGUCUGUUUCAGGCCUACUGAUGCUUAUCUUUUAAUCUGCAGAUAUGUGAUAAGUGCAGGUGAUAUGUAACUAAACGCUGUGGGCAAGUUUCUGGCUUGCUAUACUUGUAGCAUCGUUGGUGAUAAAGUUUAAGUGUGGUAUUUAAACUGGAAGCUCUUAGGAGCAAGCAAAUUUUAAAGGCUUUGUAAGAGCAGUGCCUCUUUGCUGGUGAUGCUGACCCUUUCUUUGAUGAACCUGUGAAUCACCAGAGGAUGUCCUCCUCUUGUAUCUCGCUAAACACUGUCUUUCGUUGAUCUGUUUUCCUUUCCUGCUUUCAGAUGGUAAUCAUUUUGGGAGGUUGAGGUUGAAAAUGAAGAGCCUUGUUUUACAGUUUUUCUCUUCUGGUUGCUCUUCAGACUUAAGGGAUUCCAACAAACUGAGCUGCUUUUGAUGGAAGCUGAAAGAAGUGCUUCAGUUGUAAACAGAAAAAGCAGAAAAAGUUUAAACGUUCAUCUUAUCAGAUUCUCUGGUGGCCAGCUGUUCGGGAUGGCUGCAGGGGAAGAUGGAGAGAAGCAAGCAGCUUUCUCAGGAAGCUAUAGAGCAUGCUGACUCUGUCCAUCAUGCAUGGACAUGUUUACAGUGGGCUUGGCAAGUUACCCUCAGAGUUCAUUUUCUAGAAAUCCCACCUUAAAGACAAGGAAGUAUUUGUACAUGUUCAAAUUGGAUAUGCAGCUCUUGACACUCUACUCCCAUGACCUAGUUUAAGUCAGUUUGCUGUUUAAGUGGCAUUUUUUCCAACCCAUGCUGAAUAAAUGGGAAUUAAUAUAAUUCAAUGCAGGGUAAUUUUUUUUGGUCUAUUUUGAGUGGGUUUUGGUUUUGUUUUUAUUUCUAAACAUAGUGGAGGCAGCCAAACAAAAGAAUAUACCAAUCCUGACUUGAACUUUCUUCUGUAAAAUGAGAUUUCCUCUUUUUGUUGCAACACAUCAUCAGCAGGAAUUUAGACAAAGACAGGAAAGAUUCCCAGCUGUGGUCAUGUUCUGCGUAGUAUCUGUCGUCAGAUAAUAGGGGAGAGGAGGAAGUCUAAUGUGCUAAUGCUGUAUCUCUUGCAACUGCUUAUGGUUACGUAUCAGUUGGAGGAGUGUGGUGCAGAUCUCCUUGUCUGAUUGUUGGGUUUUUUGGUUUGUUUUUUUUUAACUCCUUGUCAUAUGUCUAUCAUUUUUAGAAAAGAAUUACAGAUCAUGACUCCAUUAUCCAGUAAGGAAACCAGUGUAAGAAAUACAUGUGCUGUUUAAACAUAAGAAAAGCCUUCACCGCUGCAUUGGGACAGUUGCUUUUCAAAGAGACACUACUACCUAUUGUAAAGUAUCCCAUUCUUAUUUCAUCUCUGAAGUGGGUUCUGUGUGUUUUAAUGAAAUGAGAGGACCAAAUGAUUCUUUUGACAGGCUGAAGAUUAAUGUUAUAGUAUAUCAACACAUUAUUGUAGCAUAACCCUAAAUUCACUUGUCAGUUUUGUAAUAAAAAUGUUUUUCUCAUAUGAUUUCUUACUAGUUUAAUGCUAUUACUUUAAGUGUUUCACGACAAUUGGAAUCCUGGCCCCUGGCCAUCAUAAAGUGCCAAUACGUCUUUACUGUCUGAAGUAGGGAAAACUGGAGCAGAGACAUCAAAUGCUUUAUAGCCAAAGCCCAGAUCUUCUCUCUAGGUAGUAAUAAAAGGAGAGCCAGGUGAAAAACUGCCCUGAAAGAUCUGUGCUUUUUACACAUCUUAGUGUUUAAUGUUUAAUAUCCAUACAUACAUAUGUGUGUGCGUGAGCAAUGUUCUUUCUGAAAUGUAAAUGCCCUCAAAAUAUACAGAAAAAUGUUUUGGUCUUUUGUAACAGAUGUACAUAAUCCAGACUGUUAGUGAAAGCUAAACAGAAUGCUACAUGGAAAAGUCACUUAGAGAUUUAAAAAUACUCCAGUUAAUUAUAUUUAGAUCUGCAGCCUAAAAUAGAUGAGUAUAAUUUUAUGGACUGGAGGAAGAGUUGUUGAAGAAACUGCAAAAAGGACUUGUGAGAUUGUGAUGAGGUCAUCUGCUUUUAGGCAACAACUGAGCAGCAGUUCUAUUUACUUAAAUACAUUUGAAAGCAGAAAAAGACACUAAUCAGCUGAUGAAGUUUUCUUGCAGCAAGUGGUUGAUGUAGAUGUAAUUGCUCUGAGUCAUGAUCAGAUUAGCAAGUCACUUGCACUGGAAAGUUGCUUUGUGAGUUUGGGAAAAAUCAGGUGCCUCAGCUGGUGAGACAAGGCAGAGAGUACUGCAGUGCUGUAACUGGGCUUGGGUUCUCAAUUCGUUAUUUGGUUUUUACUUACCUGCUAAUAAAGGUGAGAUCUACUAUCUUCACUGGCUGGAAUGGAAGUUGGGAGAUCAGAAUACUGUGUAGCUAUAAUAUGUAGAAAAUGAGCUGUUGUUUCAUUGUUAUCUUUAUUUGCUACUUCUCCAAAAUGUUUUUGAUGAAGUAGCAUGAAAGCAACUUCUAGCUUAAUUCCUCUGAGUCCAUUCCAGGUUUUAGGAGCUGGUGCAUGUAAUUAUUCAGUAUGGCGUUAAACAUAAGCACUGCAAAACACCUUUUGAUGUUUACAGCACAACUUGAUUCUGAACACUACUAGAUGCUAACAAGUACUAGUAUAUAAGAAGGUGGCCAGUACCAGUCACCUUAGGCCAUCAGGGCACUUUAUUAGAUGUCUGAGUGUGGAUUUGGUUGGUUUAGCAGUAGCAGUGGAGCUUGACUACAUGGAUUGACAAUUUGGAAGCAUCAGCUGUAUCAACCUGGAAAGUGAGCAUAUAGAGAUCCUUCCAUCCUUCUGUCUUAAACUGUACCUGGCCAUCUUUGCUACCUGUAUGUUUGAUUUUCCUGCUGGGGGGAAUCUGUGAUAAGAGAGUAUAGCGUAAUAUACUUUCUGCAUAUCUAAAAUAGUAUUUAACUAAACAUUUUAAUUUCUACAUACUUAUUGCACUGAACUGGUUUGGGAUUUAUUUUUGUUACUAUUUGUUGUGAUAAACUCAGCUAACUUCAGGUCCCAAUGCCCAUUUGUGCUGGAGAAGUGUUUGACCUUGGCAGGCUUACAGCAUUAUUUAUAAAGGACAGAUAUAUAUAAAUAUGAAGUACCUCAUGUUGAAUGUUAUUGUACUGUAUCUUUAAUGUCACAGUGCAGAUCUUGUUGGACUCAUGAAUGUGUAUGAUCACGUUAAACAUACAAAUAAAAGUGGUUCUUAAA